GCUGUUUGCGCUGUUGAACUAGCAUUUUCAAGGUGGAAAUUGCUGCAGGUAUUGGAUUAUUGUUAUUUCUUAUUGUCUCCGAAGGGAAAAGAAAUAAUAUCCGCUGGCUGUCACACCUGCGGCCCCAAACCACCCGCCGCCGCCCGCUGGGUGGAUAGAUUCCCCCGCUGUUUCGCCUGCGCUGUUCUGCCUUCUACAGUUCGCCAUACCCGUGCCUCUUCGUCAAGCGUUCGUCUCGCUCGAUGCGUCUUGAAAUCGCCCCAGAAGGUCGCUCUAUGGGAGAAUACUGACAAAUAUUCACCGUGGCUUAGUCCUCCGGCAAACCUGAAGCCCACCAUAGCGCCUCUCAUGUCUUCCGCUCAGCGGCCAGGCAAGACGUCUCCACGGCUUGCGCAGGAUAUUUGCCUCUACGAUCCUCUCCAUAUCCCGGGAACACGCCGCAAUCUCCUUUCGGAAGUACCGCCAGUAUACCCUGAAGGCUACGAUGGGCCGCCUGAUUACAUUUCCCCAACGGCCUGUCGGCAUGAAUAUGUCACUAAGACGAGCCAAAGUUUUUUCCCCGAGCCGGAGCACAGAUGGAGGACCGGCGUUUCCACCAGGCUGUCGGCAAUGUGCGUCAGGUGCCGGUAUCACCUCCAGGUGGUGACAAGCCAUACCAAUGGAGGCGGGCAAUACGGCCAGACUUCCCAGGACCAUGUGCACCAUUGGAUGUAUAGCUCUGGUAGGCAGCGGGACAGCGUGUCGGCAGGAAACCUCUCUCUGAAGGAACAAACGGCCGAGUCAUUCCACUACCGAUGCUCAUAUAUCACCUGUUCCACCGUUGUGUCCGUGCGGAUCGUGUCUCCCGUGCUCAGUCAAGACUGGGUGAGGCUUCUGACUGAUCCGGAGCUCCUGAGUCAGCGUGCAGAGGAAGCGAUCGCCGCGCAUCCCGAGCGGCUGGAAGGCUUUACUGGGCCGCAGCCGAUCACUGUUCUUGAAGAUCUGCGCUCGUAUCUCAGCAACGCGCUUCACGAUCCAAAGAGAAGUAAGUCGAUAUCCGCCAUCAACAAGCGAUUUAUGGUCUGUUUUGGCAUGGAAGGGCAACCGUGUAAGGAUCUUCUAGAGUUCCUGGGGUUCAGCGUCAAGAAGGAAGGCUUUUGGGAGCCACCGCGACCAGAUCCCUCCGAGGAAGUGCCGUAUCAGGACACCCUCAGAAUAUUCCUCGAUGACGUUGUGCACGAAUUGUCCGCACUUAUAGAUCAGCGUCCGUUGUCGGAGAAGAGAGGCCAUCAGCUAGACCAUUUUUCCCGAUCUUUUCUGGACGAUCUCUACUACACGCUGGAGGCUUUGGACUACCCAAAAGCGACAAGAGCGAAUGACUUCUCAAUGCCGGGAGCACCAUUUUACGAGGACCUGGGAGUCGUGGAGGACAUGCCUUCUGCUGCCAUCGUCGAAGCGUUUAACAGACAGGUUUCGGUUGAUCCAGCAAGAACGCCGCUCUACUUUGGGUGCCUGAAAGAAAUCGGUGCGCUUCGAGGCGGUGAUGAUGCCGCUAUUAUUGAGCGUGCCGUGGAAGCAGCAUAUGCCGAGGGAAAAUACACCAACGAGGAUGUUGCCAACGCGUAUAAGUAUUUCAGCCUCAACUCUGAUGAUUCAAGCCUCACCGACGAAAAUAUCAUUGGGAGGUUCCAUGCCUUUUUGAACUCUACUACGCAAGAGAAUGAGAGUCGCAAGCAGCUAUGGAGAAUCGGGGAUAGUAGACGAAGUGAACGCAUCAAGUCUGCAGCGGAGGAUCGCGUGUCAACAGUUGAGCAGGCCCAUAUGUAUCUGGGCGUCGAUGAACGAACCUCUGAUGAUUUUAUUAUCACUAUGUAUACCACGAAGAUCAAUGACAGCCCCUCUAGCAAAGAUUUUGCACGACGUGCCGUCGAACUCAUAGCCGAAGCUCGGAAGUCAGAUGUCUUAAAACACUAUUUGAAAACCGGCGAGAUGGGCGUCGGAGAGAUGGACGUCGGGGACGCCUAUCGUCUUCUUCAGAUACCCGACCGGACCGUCGAUGACGCAGCGAUUGUUGCGGCCUACACGAUAUGUAUCGAUGAAGCCCCGAGUCAGGCUGAGACAUACAAUCGAGCGCUGAGCAUCAUCGCGAAAGAGAAGAAUAGCCCACUGUUGAGCACCAUGGUGUUUGGCUCUACGCCGCAGUCUGAUCGUGUCUUGUCCGAAUGGCCCGUUGGGUUGCAGAACAUCGGAAACACCUGCUACCUCAACAGUCUGCUGCAAUUUUACUUUUCCAUCCGUCCAUUUCGCGAGAUGGUGCUGGAUUUUGACAGUUACAAAAUGAGCUUGGACGAAGAGAGCCUGAGUAAGAAGCAGGUGGGAUCUCGCAAGGUAUCGAAAAAGGAAAUCGAACGCUCGCAAAGAUUUCUGCGGGAAUUACAGGUUCUAUUCCAGAACAUGAUAUCAUCCUCGCAACCCUCGGUCACCCCCGGGCAAGAACUGGCCCGGUUGACUUUAAUCAGUCCAUCCAACGAAGCAGCUAUCCGACGAAUGUCGACGCGGUCCAGAAGCCGAUCUGUAGGUCUCGGCGAAUUGAACGGCAUGCCCAUUAUUGGUCCCUUGGGGCCUCCACAACAGGAGCCUGAAACCAAGGAACCUGUUGAUCUGGGAGGCGCCGCGACAUUAAUUGAAGCUCCUGAGAAGUUACAUGUCACAGGUUCGGGGACAAGUGAUGCAGACAGCGAGGCGACCCUUGUAUCUGAGGGCGCGAGGCCGGAAUCGCAGACCCUUCCGGCCGAUGAUAAAGAGAAUACGCCUCCGUCAAGUGAUGAAGAUAUGAAAGAUGCACCCGAAAGCAUAGCCCCGGAAACCAAAACAACCGAUGGUCAUCCUGCACCACAGUCCUCUCCUGUCGAGCCUCCAGAUCGCCCCCCACCAGUACCCCCACGACCCGUUCCGCAGACCGACCGGCAGAAGCAGCUCAUUGACGAGGUCGAGAUUGGAGCCCAGCAAGACGUUACAGAGGUGAUCAAUAAUGUUCUUUUCCAGAGCCAGUGUGCUGUCAGGCCCAGUGGGUUUGACGCCAACGGUGAACAACUGGAUCGGGUUAAAGAUCUGUUUUACGGGCGAACCAAGUCGUAUAUCUCGGCAGCAGCAGGUGUGAGAUCGAAGGAGGAAUUGUGGUGCGAUAUCAAAGUUGACGUUGCGAGCGGCCCCCGCGAUAUCUAUUCUGCUAUAGAUGGCGCCUUUGACGUUCAAAAGGUGGAUGUAGAGGGCGCAGUGGCAGAACAGUAUGGUGCCAUCAGCAAGCUCCCUCCCGUCCUCCAGAUCCAAGUACAAAGAGUCCAAUUUGAUCCCGUCAAGAAGAGCUCUUUCAAAUCUACACACCACCUUGAGCUCCUGGACACGAUCUACAUGGAUCGAUACAUGGACACACAGAAUCUUGAGAUCCUCAACCGCCGGCGGGAGUGUUGGCAAUGGAAGAAUAAAUUAAAGACUCUCGAAGCUCGCAGAGAUGAGUUGCUUCGUAAAGAUGAAUCCGACAAGUUUGACAUGCCGACCCUUUUUGACAGCGCCAAGAUCGUGCUCGAGGAUCUCUUGUCCAUGAAAGACAACCCCGAGACCUCAGAUGAGGCGAUUGACAUCGAUCCUCAACUUGUCACCGAAUUAGAGCAGCUUUCUCAAAUGACCCAGACGGAACUGACAAAUGUGGAGCAAGAAAUGAAAAACACGCAGACCAUGAUUGCCACCCAGUUUGCCGAUUCCAAACAUCUCGCAUACCGGCUAUACGCAGUCUUCGUCCACCACGGAUCUGUUACGUUCGGUCACUACUACAUCUACAUCUUCGACUUCAGAAAAGAAGUCUGGCGCAAGUACAACGACAACGACGUAACCGAAGUCCACAACGCGGAGGAGAUCUUCAAGAAUUCCGACCGCCAGAACCCACCCACGCCGUACUUCCUGGUUUACGUCCACGAUGCACUGAAGGACCGUCUUGCCGACCCGGUCUGCAGGGAGAUCUUGGAUGCCGCGUCGUCGUCGUUAUCGCCACCACCGCCUCUUCCGCCGUCAAGCCAGGCUCCUCCUCCUCCCCUUUCCCCUGCAGAAGUGGCGGUCGUCACCGAUGGCCCUGAAGAUAUCGAAAUGCGUUUACCCUCGUAUGAAGAAGUGCAGAUCGACACACCGUCAGGUACGAGAACCACCGGCCCAGACAAAAACCACACGGCCUCCGCCACGGGUCAGGGAUGGCCGUCGAGUACCCAAGCUGACCUGCGUGAUGUGAAAUGGUAGAGUCGCCGCCCGUGAAUCCUCUGAAACGCAAAGGCGCCGAAGACGCGGUGGAUACAUUAGCGGGAUGACACAAAUAAAAUGCAAUAGAAACGACUUGCCCCCUCU
Messenger RNA from Penicilliopsis zonata CBS 506.65, 4371 nucleotides. RefSeq lists its product as hypothetical. The record is from RefSeq and is a predicted model, not a curated record. Gene Ontology annotation, molecular function: cysteine-type deubiquitinase activity; proteasome binding. The transcript has 11 exons. Gene Ontology annotation, biological process: proteasome-mediated ubiquitin-dependent protein catabolic process; regulation of proteasomal protein catabolic process; protein deubiquitination. The coding region runs from base 349 to 4266 and encodes 1305 amino acids. NCBI's taxonomy places the organism in Eukaryota, Fungi, Ascomycota, Eurotiomycetes, Eurotiales, Aspergillaceae.